Molecule: messenger RNA, 3417 nt
Organism: Stylophora pistillata
Lineage: Eukaryota; Metazoa; Cnidaria; Anthozoa; Scleractinia; Pocilloporidae
Product: sacsin-like
Molecular function (GO): Hsp70 protein binding
Source: RefSeq, a predicted model, not a curated record
CGGAAAUCGAUUCAUUUUUCGGCUUUUAAAAACUGUUUUAUUGCGAAUAGAUUUGAAUGGUUGUUUGUAACGGCAAGGAAGAUUGAGUGAAAAAUUAAAGCGACGACAUUUUUUUGAGCUAUCAUCGAUGUUCGAAUGAUACGAUGGCAGAGCGGCCUCGCCGCAAGACUGCAAAAGGGAGAUCCUAUGGCCAGAGGAGACCUCCACUGACCCACAUUUUGAAAAGUAUCUUGGAAAGAUACCCUGAUGGAGGACAAAUCUUAAAGGAAAUCAUUCAGAAUGCAGACGACGCAGGCGCCACAAAGGUGUCCUUUCUCCUUGAUUCGCGUCAAGACUUUUACGGAAAGAACUCGCUUGUCAAACCCACUCUUUCUCAGUUCCAGGGCCCUGCUUUAUAUGCUCAGAACAAUGCUCUGUUUGAGGAAAGUGAUUGGGACAACUUACAGAGACUGAUGGAUAGCAGUAAGAAGGAUGACCCUUUAAAAGUUGGUCGAUUUGGAAUUGGCUUCAACUCAGUUUAUCAUAUAACUGAUCUUCCCAGCAUCGUGAGUGGGGAUUCUAUUGUAUUUCUUGACCCUCACGAAACACACUUUGGUAGAGGGGAAACGGGACAGCAAUUUUCCCUUGAGGAUGAGCUCCUCGAAGAUCACGAAGACCAGUUCAAGCCGUACGAGAAUGUCUUGGACUGCAACAUUUCAACUCAAUUUUACUAUGGUACUUUGUUUCGUUUUCCGUUACGAAGUGCACCGUCAGAUUUAUCCAAAAAGGUUUAUAGUAAGGAAAAAGUUGGAAAAUUAUUUCAAGCCCUCAAAGAGGAAGCUCCUGUCAUCCUGCUCUUCCUGAAGAACAUUGAAGAAAUUGCUCUGUUUAAAACUGAUGAAAGAGGCGUUCAAAGACAUCUCUUUACAGUUCGAUUAAGUGACAGCUGUCGGCAAGAAGCUAGAGAGAAGAAGAGAAAGUUUUUCAGUGAUUUGAGAAGGCUGAGUUACGGGCAAGUUGAAAACGUAAGUCUUUCUUUAGAUUUGCAUAUCGUCGAAGUGACUGAAGGAAAAAGAGCAGUGGAAAAUAGAUGGCUUGUGUACCACCAGGUUGAUGCUAAAAAUUCAACACUCAAACAGUUGUCAUUACAGUUGGGUCUUCUGCCUUGGGUGGGUUGUGCUACACCAGUGAAUGCAGCCAAACCUCAAGCUCUCUCAUCAAGUACUGGAAGAAUAUUCUGCUUUUUACCGCUUCCACCAGACGCUGACUCGAAGACCGGUUUGCCAGUUCACGUGCAUGGCUACUUUGGCCUCACAGACAAUCGACGUGGUCUAAAAUGGCCAGGGCUUGACUGUCAGGAUGAUCCAACCGCAGAAUGGAAUGUGUCACUGGUGAAGCAUGUUGCAAGUAAGGCCUAUGCCAACGUGUUGUUGCGUCUUAGAGAAUCAUGUAAUUCUUCAGUUGGAGCAGACUUCGUGUACAACUCCUGGCCAAACAUUCAGGAAGUUGAGAAACACUGGAAGUGUAUGCUGAAGCCUAUGUUCUCGAUUUUACUAACAAAAAACGUCUUCUGGACCCCUGCGAAUCAUGGUCAGUGGAAAAACCUCAGUGACGCUUACCUUGACAAAAUGAAAAGCCAAUUUCGGAAGGUAACCGAUGAAACAAGAUGUGUGGUUCUAGAAACAUUGACCCAAGCAAAUGAGGCUGUUGUAGUCGUCCCAAGUCAUGUCAUGAUUGCCAUUGAUAAAUACACGCCAGUACCUACGAAGAGCAUCACCCCCGCAUUCUUAAGAGCCCUGCUGAAAAAGAAAAACCAGGGAGGUUGGAAGAUAAACAAUGUACCGAGGAAUAAGAAGCUUUUACUACUUGAAUUUUCCCUAGAGGACAAGAACCUGGGCGACAUGCAUGGUGUCCAACUUCUACCCCUUGCAGAUGGAAGUUUUAUUGAUUUCCGAAUUCUUCAGUACAGCCGUGAGCCAGACGCUGCUGUGUAUGUUUCCUCAUCAGGUAAUCCCCGUUCCAUUUUCCACAACAUGGACAACAAGUUCCUCGACGACAACGUUCAAACUCCAGCCAUUACAUAUUUGUCUAGGGUUGCUCCUGAUGCUAACAGUUUCAACACAAUCCAACCCUUGCAACUCGUUAAGUUAAACCAAACCAGGACCCUCCAGCUCCUGCGAGAAAUGCUUCCAGCGGAAUGGUAUAGAGGAAAUCAAUCAGUGCCUUGGUACCCAGGCAAGAAUGGUCAUCCAUCAGAGCACUGGUUGGAGUCAGUAUGGAAGUGGACUCAGGAAAUGCUCCCUGAUCUCUCAGUGCUUGAAGAACUCCCGCUCAUUCCACAUACAUGUGCUGGAAACCGAAACAUGGUAAAGCUGAGUUCAUCAAGCUUGGUUAUUAGAAAACAUAACUGGAGUAUUUCUUUACCGCCGCUUAUUUUGUCUAUGCUUGGAAAAAUUGGCUGCAUUAUUGUAGAAAGUCUUCCAUCCUACAUUCAUCACAACACCCUACAGAGAUACGUCGCCUCACCUGAUCCUAAAGGCGUCAUGAAGGUCUUAUGCAGGUUGGGUCAAGACAGAUGCGUAUCAACGAUUACCCAUUGUUCCACAGAUGAGAAGCGAGCGUUACGAAGUUUUCUCUCUUCCGCGUCCUUAAGUGAUGAUGAAAGAAAUCUCCUUUAUCACCUUCCUAUUUUUGAUGCAGCAGAUAGAAACUCCUUCAUUGCUGUCAUAAAUGGAUUUAAAGUUCAUGAAGUAUCACCAUAUGGAUUCGAACUUCCCCAAUCCUUGCCAAUACCAAGAGCGUCCUCAGUCAUUGUCUUGAGAGAUAGCGAAUCUUAUGUACUGAUUCAAAGACUUGGAAUCCCACCGAUGAAACAAACGACCUUCUUAAAGAACAUUGUCUUUACUGGUAUACGGAGCAAUUUCUAUAGUCACCAACAGAUCUCUACAUUGAUGAGGUGGGUACUUUGCCAGUAUUCCCUUUUUUGCAAGGAAGACAGCUCAUUUCAUGCAUCCCUUCAACAACUGCCCUUUGUUCUCACCAGAAGCAACAAGUUAGUUACUCCCUGUUGCGUUCUAGAUCCACACCAACCCGUCUUGGAGCGACUUUUUGAUAGCGAAAACGACAAAUUUCCAAAUGAAAGCUUCGUCACAGAUGAAAUUCUUCUACGUCUUCGGCGACUUGGAAUGAGGAGUAUUCCAAACAGAGAGGACAUUCAACAUGUUGCUAAAACAGUAGAGAGUUUCAACAGUGAUGUGGGAUCCCGUAAAGCAUCAGCCUUGUUGGAGUUCCUUGACCAAAACCCACCUGACAAGUCCUUGGGUCAAGCUCUGAUGAACGAGAGAUGGGUCCCAAGAAAGCAGAGUCGUCUCUCUUCCUAUCCAAGUGCAAUGCCUUGGUUUUCAGGAACAACGCAUUUCUAAAAACCAUCUGAAAUCU